CGAAAAUCCACUCAAAAGGAACGGUCUAGACGUAUUCAGUCACAUCAGAGAUAUAAGUAAAGGAUUUAUCAUCGUUACAUAAGCUUAGUAUGAAAAAUGCUAAACUCUGAAAAGUUUCAUGACUCGGAUACAGACAAUGAUCCUGUACAAGACAUAGUUGUUGCUUUUAAUUCACGACAUUUAACAGAAGAAAUCGAGGGACAAGUAUUGUAUCAGGAAAAGUACCAUAAAGAAAAGAUCAAAACUUUAACAGUUGCUCUGGUGAUUUGCUUAAAUAUUGAUAUUGACCCUCCGGAUGUACAAAAAAUCCCACCUUUCUCAAGAGUCGAAGCAUGGGUUGAUCCAACAGAUGCUAAUAGCCUACACGCUCUGGGGACUAUUGGUAAAAAUCUCCAGGUAACCGUCAAGUUCUUUCCAACAAGUUUUACUAUUAUUCUACGACCUUAG
Messenger RNA from Schistosoma turkestanicum, 447 nucleotides. The record is from the annotation of a GenBank genome assembly. Lineage: Eukaryota; Metazoa; Platyhelminthes; Trematoda; Strigeidida; Schistosomatidae.